Messenger RNA from Uncinocarpus reesii 1704, 1998 nucleotides. RefSeq lists its product as uncharacterized. Gene Ontology annotation, biological process: arachidonate metabolic process. The record is from RefSeq and is a predicted model, not a curated record. The transcript has 3 exons. The coding region runs from base 1 to 1998 and encodes 665 amino acids. NCBI's taxonomy places the organism in Eukaryota, Fungi, Ascomycota, Eurotiomycetes, Onygenales, Onygenaceae. Gene Ontology annotation, cellular component: membrane.
AUGGAGAACAUCACGGCGUCGACCGUGCGCCGCAAGGAUACUACAAAAGGCCCGCCGUUACGAAUACUAUGUCUAGAUGGCGGUGGUGUUCGCGGCUAUUCGAUGUUGAUCAUCCUCCAGGAAUUGAUGUAUCGAACCUACGUCGAGGCCGAAGGCAACGCUCCUCGCCGUGACCAAAUACCGAAGCCAUGCGACCACUUCGAUCUCAUCGCUGGCACCGGAACCGGCGGCCUCAUCGCUUUGAUGCUGGGCCGUCUGCGUCUGGACAUAGAGACAUGCAAGAAUAUGUACCCUCGCCUGACGAAAUACGUCUUCGAGACCGACAAGACCAUUGCUGGCAUUCCCUACCGGUCGACCUUGUUCAAAGCCUCCAGGUUGGAAGAAGCGAUCCGUCGGUGCGUGAGAGAGCAUACGUCCUCCGAGUCAGAAGGGAACGACGGAACGGUGCCGUCCCUGACGGGGGACUAUGCCCUGAUGUGCCAGUCGACCACCAGCCUCGCGUCCGGCGUGUCGACGAGACGGCUCAGUCGAUCCAGUUCACACCUCAGUCGCACUAGGAGCACCCAUAGCGUGAAUCACCCGUCAUCGCCAACGCACUUGUCGCCAACGAUGACGAAUCUUUUACCUUAUAACCCGGCUGGCAUGGGGGCGUCAAGAUGGGGCAAUCCCGAUGCGUUGCUAUACGACAAUCGGGAGCAUCGAACAAAAACAGCAGUAACGGCUUACUUCAAAGGAACGCCUAAAAACGGGCCUCCAACGCUUUUACGCUCGUACGAUUCACGAAAAGAACCCCCUCCCGACUUUAACUGCACGAUAUGGCAGGCCGGACGUGCAACAAGUGCGAUGCUACACCAUUUCAAGCCCAUUCAAAUAGGACAGCAAAUGUUCCUUGACGAAGGAGGCGGGAAAUUCAACCCCUCCCCGCUGAUUCUGGACGAGGCGACCGUCAAUGAAUGGCCUGGGCGAGAAGUUGGUAUUUUUGUCAGCAUCGGUACCGGUAAGCGGCCUGCGAGCUCCAACAACGUGCGGCAUGAAUGGUGGGAAGAUGUCUUUGAGGACUUUGCGGAAGCGAAGCGGAACCUUAUAUCCAAGAUAGAAGGGUGCGAGACGACCCAUCAGUACAUGCUGAAGGAGUAUCUUGCAAAGAGAAAUGUACCAAAAGACAACUACUGCCGUCUAAACGUGGAGAUUGGCGUUGGUGAAUAUGGAAUGAAUGAAUGGACUCGUUUAACGGAAAUCAGCACCAACACACGGCUCUAUUUGGCGAAGAAGGACGUCCAGAAAAUGACCCAUGGCGCCGCGACGAAAUUAGCCAAAAUACACCGGACGCAUCGCCGUAUCCAAGCGCACGAGGCUGCAGUCGCCGCUGAACGAACCCAUGGCGUCGACCCGACGAUGCGACCCCUACCUCCACCGCCAGCGCGGCCUGUUCCUCCCGUCCCAGCCGCCCGUCCUCAGCCAUCUCCAGACCACUCACCCGCAUCUCCACCUAGAGUUCCCCAAGCACCUCCCACGCAACCGGUCUACGAGCUCCCGGCCAUCGAACUACCCGCCGAACCCCUUCCCACCCCUCAAUUCUCCCUAUUCCCAAAACCCCCCAGCCUGUCCAAACCUCUCCCGCGCCUCUCCCCCUCCAACAUCUCCCCGCCGGGAAGCCGGCACAGCCAGGAACUCCCCGCAAACCCACUGCCGUACACCACAACCUCCCCGCGCGUAAGCUCCGACACAUUCGCUUCCGACAUGGCCCCGCCGCGUCCGCCCAAGACCCCGAUUCCACAGGCGGCGAGGCCAGUGAACACACAUCACGUCAGCCACGGCAACGGCACCGCCGCGCCGGAGAAUGUGAUUAUUUCCAUGCCCUCGCCGACCCAGGGCGCCAGCAGGCCGAUUGGGAUGGCGGAUCCAAGCCCUAAUAAGUGGAAGUUGCCGUAUCCUGACGAUGGGCCGCCGCCGCCGGUGAAUAAGUUCCGGAAACCGAGGACGAAUGCACGAGCGUGA